Anopheles stephensi (Asian malaria mosquito) is the source of this 660-nucleotide messenger RNA. Its product is annotated as 37 kDa salivary gland allergen Aed a 2-like. Gene Ontology annotation, molecular function: odorant binding. The record is from RefSeq and is a predicted model, not a curated record. Gene Ontology annotation, biological process: sensory perception of smell. The transcript has 3 exons. NCBI's taxonomy places the organism in Eukaryota, Metazoa, Arthropoda, Insecta, Diptera, Culicidae. Bases 66 to 572 code for a protein of 168 amino acids.
AGCUAGUAUAAAAGAUCUCUCCCACUAGCUCACUAGCUCAUAGAUCACGGCGAGGAAGCAUCACGAUGAACAAACUCUUACUGACGGUUGGAUUGCUGUGGUGUCUGGUCUCGUUGGGGCAGGCACGCAAGGAGUCAACCGUGGAGGAGUGUGAGAAAAACAUUCCCGAUUCGUUGAAGGAUCGAGUCUGCGAACUGCGCCAAUACACACCGGUCGCUAGCGAUGAUAUGGAUAAGCACAUGCAGUGCAUUCUGGAGGUGGUUGGAUUCGUCAACGGAAAUGGAGAAGUUAAUGAAAGUGAGUUGCUUUCGUUACUACAGCGUGUCGAUAGUAGCGUUCCUCACGCGGCCAACAUGAAAAAGUGUGUGAUGGAAGCGUCGAACGUCGGCAGUGGCAAGAAGGCAAACACCUUCUACACGUGCUUCCUGGGUACGAGUUCAUCGACCGGGUUUAAGAAUGCGGUCGACUACAACGAGCUACUGAGGGCCGGUAAGAUGAGGCUGAGUGAUCCGUUUGACGUGAGCGUUGUUGCGAGAUUGAUCAAGGAAAUUGAUGACGGUUUGUGCGGCUAGGCUCGGGAGAAGAUACUUCACAUCGGAUCUGUACGAAACAUUUGAAUAAAGAGACAAAUACAUACAUGCAUCUUCUUGAAAAACUGAA